GGAAGGCGCGCGCAGCCCGCGGCCGCCGCACCGAGCAGGCCCUCGCCGGGACCCCAGCCGCCGCGCUCCUCCCCGCGGACCCCCGGGCGUCCGGCGCCGGCGCGGCGGCCUGUUCGCACUCGCCGAGCCGACCGCUGCCGUCGCUUCCGGUCAUUACGUGACCACCGGCUAUGGCCGCCGCGGGGGGCGCCCGGCUCCUGCGCGCCGCCUCCGCGGCCCUGGGCAGCGCGGCCCGUCGCUGGCUGCUCGUCGCCGGACCCCGCGCGGCCCCCGGCUGGGGCGGCAGCGCGGGGGGGCUGCCCCGGACGCUGAGCGUGUCGACGCCGGCGCGGAGCAGCUCAGAAGAUAAAAUAACAGUUCACUUUGUAAACCGUGACGGCGAGACAUUAACAGCCAAAGGAAAAGUUGGUGACUCUCUCCUGGAUGUUGUGAUCGAAAAUAAUCUAGAUAUUGAUGGUUUUGGUGCAUGUGAGGGAACCCUGGCUUGCUCGACCUGUCACCUCAUCUUUGAAGAGCACAUAUUUGAGAAGCUAGAAGCAGUCACGGAUGAGGAAAAUGACAUGCUCGAUCUGGCCUACGGACUAACAGAUAGAUCUCGAUUGGGCUGCCAAAUCUAUUUGACAAAGGCUAUGGACAAUAUGACAGUUCGAGUACCUGACGCUGUGGCCGAUGCCAGACAAGCUGUGGAUGCGAGCAAGAACUCCUAAGCCAGAAAGAAUUGGAAUAUUUUCACAAAAUUUUACCUAUUUUUAUAAUUAUUAUUUCUUAAUGUAAUUACAUGAGAACAUGGGUGAAGGGGUUUGUUAUUAUGAUUAGCUUUACCACUUUAAUUGACCUUACAUAACUGUUGCAUUUUGUAGUUCUGAAAGUAUGCAACUGUUAUUUUGGUUCACUUACAAAAAGCAAAUCAAAUAUUAGAAAAUAGUUAGUAUUAUAGAACCUUACAUAUUUUACCUUAUGUUUGUCUAACAACUCUAGCAAGAUAUUUUCACCUUAAUCUUAUUCCUAAUUACAUGUAAGAUUGGUUUAAAAAAGGUAUUAUUUUUCCCUUUUAGAUGUGGGUGAAGGCAGAGAUCAAAAAUGGCUUGUCUAGAGCCAUAGGACAAAUGAGAAAAUACGUACUAGAACUCGUAUCUUCUUACUACACGUUUCGUGUUCAGACUGAAACUAGAGAAAUUAGGAGUAUCUUAUCAACAGCAAUAAUUAAAUGAACAAAACUAAUCGCUCAGUAAACCGCUUAAUUUCAAAGACUAUCGCUGCCUCUCAAUAAAGAUUUCAGAAUUGUGAUCCAGUGAAAGUGUCUGGACUUCCUCACAGCUGGGGCCUGGUUUCCGAGAGCCAGCACCCUGCGGGGCUGCUCAGGGGCCAGGCAGAAGCUGCAUCCUGUCUGUGACUAGUUCUGGAAGUCACACAGCACCACUUCUGCCUCUCUUCUCAUGAGCAGUGAGGCACUGAGUCUGGCCCCUCGUUUGAAGAGAGUGUGUCAGAGAACUUGCAGACGUGGUUUAAAGCCACCACAGUAACCAUUACUUUGAGGUUAGCUUCUGGCACGUUACUGCCUGAGAAGACUGGCCUUCUGAUUUUGCUCUUACAUUGAUUUUGAAAGAUUCUUCUGUAUUCUUUAUUAUGAUGGUUCAUUGGUUUUCUUCUCUAACUCCCAAUAGUUUUCUUCCUGACAGUUGGUUAAAAUCAGAGAGAAUAAUGGUGGGUUCCCUUUCAAUGCUGUGUAAUUUUAGUUAACAUUUCUCUGCAUUUUGCCAUCAAGAAAGGCAGCUUCCUUUGGCAUAAUAGUAUGUAUAAUUGUUGGUUACAUGCUAACACUUAAUAUUGUAUUUCGUUUUCACAAAUAAAACCAACCUGUAAUUACAUAUGUAA
Mustela erminea (ermine) is the source of this 1875-nucleotide messenger RNA. It is a transcript of the gene FDX1, whose product is annotated as ferredoxin 1. The coding region runs from base 171 to 707 and encodes 178 amino acids. Gene Ontology annotation, cellular component: mitochondrion. Gene Ontology annotation, molecular function: 2 iron, 2 sulfur cluster binding. Gene Ontology annotation, biological process: P450-containing electron transport chain; positive regulation of oxidoreductase activity. Lineage: Eukaryota; Metazoa; Chordata; Mammalia; Carnivora; Mustelidae. The record is from RefSeq and is a predicted model, not a curated record. The transcript is spliced from 4 exons.